UCCCCGAAGCGCCCGCACGCAAAGACAAAGUCCAGCUGAGAAAAGCGUUGAGAGACACUAGCUAGGAAAAUAUUGAGCAAAAAAGUGCGACCAAGUUCGAAGAUUGUGUGCCAGCGCCAGCGAGCCAGUCAGCAGUCAAAUUGAGUUCCGUUCGAGUGGCAAACAAACCUGAGUAACCGCGCCGCCAUGAGCUUCACCCGCCAACUGUCCGAGAUGAGUGCCAGCGAGCUGAACGAUGCCAUCGACGACACCAACUUCCCGCAGGCCCACAUCCUAUCGCGCGGUCGCAACAACAGCGUCUGCUCAACAAGUAGCACCUCGGGCACCUCUUCGCUGGCGGACAGGCCGCAGCCCCAGACGGAGCAGUCCACUGCCAUUGCGGGCACGCCCGUCGAGGAGGAGGCUCCAGCUUCUGCUCUCGUCCCGGUGGCCGGCAAUCAGAGACCUCGCCUCAUCCUGAAGACGAACGGCAGCAGUCCGGAUAGCGAUGGUACACAACCGAAAACACCAAUGACACCGCGUACAUCGACAACGCCAGGUAGUGGCCACGAGAAGUGCACGUUCCACCACGACCUGGAGCUGGACCACAAGCCACCAACGCGAGAGGCCCUCCUUCCGGACAUGGCUCGCUCGUACCGCCUCCUUUUGGGCGGCCUGGGCGAGAAUCCCGAUCGCCAGGGACUGAUCAAGACACCGGAGCGGGCGGCCAAGGCCAUGCUGUACUUCACCAAGGGCUAUGACCAGAGUCUCGAGGAUGUUCUUAAUGGCGCCGUGUUCGACGAGGAUCAUGACGAAAUGGUCGUGGUCAAGGACAUUGAAAUGUUCUCCAUGUGCGAGCAUCAUUUGGUGCCUUUCUACGGCAAGGUGUCAAUCGGUUACUUGCCGUGCAACAAGAUUCUCGGACUCAGCAAAUUGGCACGCAUUGUGGAAAUUUUUGCGCGUCGCCUGCAAGUACAGGAGCGUUUGACUAAGCAGAUCGCAGUGGCCGUGACACAGGCUGUGCAACCUGCUGGAGUAGCAGUUGUCGUAGAGGGAGUCCACAUGUGCAUGGUGAUGCGAGGCGUGCAGAAAAUCAACAGCAAAACUGUUACCUCAACUAUGCUGGGCGUGUUCCGAGACGAUCCCAAGACCCGUGAGGAGUUCCUGAACUUAGUCAAUAGCAAAUAGAGUGGACACUAGAGGACGAUACUGAAAUCCGAGACCAACUAAAACCCCUACAAUAUUUUUGGAGGCGCUUAUAUACAAACAAACAAAAAUGAAACGAAACGAAACACAGGGUCCAUUAGUUUAUGUUUUUUAGGAUUGAUUUCAUUUAAUUAGUGCAAUGAUUGCAGCCAUUUUCCUUGUUGAUUUGUGUAAAAAUUGUUGAAAACUUUUGUUAGCAAAAAACGUUUUUUAGAUAGACGAAUGUAAUGAAAAGCGAGAUUCAAAGAGAUCGAGAUUUGAAUUCUGGUGUUGGGUAAUUUUAUGUUCAAUUUUAAUGCAGUUUUAUGGCACUUGAACGAUCAUUUUUACAACGUAUACAUACGAGUAAUGCAUUGUGCAAUAAGGGAACAACUGAUAAUAAAUCAUGGCAAAUUGUUUAGGGAAUUUACAAUUUAUAAACAGUUCACAUAAAAUUAAUCAAAUCUAUAGUUAUGUAUGUUAACCUAUAUAAAAAGUUACAUUCAUGAUGUUCUUUGAAAGGGACCAAAGUAUAUUGGAUGAUUUUAAAUGUUAAAAUUAUAUGCUCAUUAUGUAUAUGACGUUGCUUGUAGUGAGUCAAAGCUGCUUAUUAAUUAUACAAUAAAUUAUCUAUUUAAACACCGUUAAA
Molecule: messenger RNA, 1813 nt
Organism: Drosophila teissieri
Lineage: Eukaryota; Metazoa; Arthropoda; Insecta; Diptera; Drosophilidae
Gene: Pu
Product: GTP cyclohydrolase 1
Exons: 5
Coding region: 187-1167 (326 amino acids)
Biological process (GO): tetrahydrobiopterin biosynthetic process; tetrahydrofolate biosynthetic process
Cellular component (GO): cytoplasm
Molecular function (GO): zinc ion binding; GTP binding; GTP cyclohydrolase I activity
Source: RefSeq, a predicted model, not a curated record